Aspergillus neoniger CBS 115656 is the source of this 1203-nucleotide messenger RNA. Its product is annotated as putative pyruvate dehydrogenase E1 component alpha subunit. NCBI's taxonomy places the organism in Eukaryota, Fungi, Ascomycota, Eurotiomycetes, Eurotiales, Aspergillaceae. The coding region runs from base 1 to 1203 and encodes 400 amino acids. The record is from RefSeq and is a predicted model, not a curated record. The transcript has 4 exons. Gene Ontology annotation, molecular function: pyruvate dehydrogenase (acetyl-transferring) activity. Gene Ontology annotation, biological process: pyruvate decarboxylation to acetyl-CoA. Gene Ontology annotation, cellular component: intracellular membrane-bounded organelle.
AUGCUCACGAGAUCCUUGAAACCCAAGGGACCUCCCCGCUGGACACGUCCAGGCCUGCCAUACCGGCGGUGCAUGGCCCAUGUCUCGAACAUCUCAGAUCUCCCUACAGAGGAUACCAAACCCUUCAGUGUCCCCAUAGCAGACGACAGCUUCGAAACAUACAACCUUGAUCCACCUCCCUACAGCCUAGAAACCACCAAAGGCCAACUUAAACAACUCUACCAUGACAUGUCGCUAAUAAGACGCCUGGAACUUGCAGCCGACAAGUUAUACAAGGAACAAAAGGUCCGUGGCUUUUGCCACCUCUCCACAGGCCAAGAGGCCGUCGCGGUGGGGGUGGAACACGGCAUCAGCCCCGAAGAUAAGGUUAUUACUGCGUACCGCGCCCACGGAUUCACGUUGAUGCGGGGUGGGAGUGUCAAAUCUAUCAUUGGAGAGCUACUUGGUCGUCGAGACGGUAUUUGUCAUGGGAAGGGUGGUUCGGUGCAUAUGUUCACUAAGAAUUUCUUUGGUGGGAAUGGCAUUGUGGGGUCGAAUGUGCCCCUUGGGACGGGGAUUGCGUUCGCGCAGCAGUAUGAUGAUACCAAGAAGGUGACGGUGAAUCUGUAUGGGGAUGGGGCUGCGAAUCAGGGUCAGGUACAUGAGGCGUAUAACAUGGCUAAGUUGUGGGAGUUGCCGGUUAUUUUUGGUUGUGAGAACAAUAAAUACGGAAUGGGCACGUCCGUGGAGCGCGCUUCCGCCAUGACCGAAUACUACAAACGAGGAUACUACAUUCCAGGUCUCCGCAUCAACGGAAUGGAUGUUCUGGCGGUGAUAGCUGCAAUGACGUACGGCAAAGACUACGUGUUGGGCGGGAACGGACCUUUGCUGUAUGAAUUCCAAACAUACCGGUAUGCGGGACACUCGGUAUCUGAUCCGGGGACGGCGUACCGGACCAAAGACGAGGUGCAGGCCGAGCGGGCGCAUGAUCCCAUCACGACUUAUCGAGAAAAGUUGAUUGAAUGGGGCGUGUUCAGCGACGAUGAGGCGAAGACGAUGGAUAAGGAGAUCCGACGCAAAGUUGACCGUGAAGCUCAAGAAGCGGAGAAGAUGGCAGAACCACCCUUAACUUCGGACGUAUUGUUCGAGGAUGUUUAUGUUCGUGGAAGCGAGCCAGCCCAGCGGCGCGGGAGAACCGUUGAUGAGACAUACUACCUGGGCUGA